CAACUGGCGCGCUCUCGAUCGAUCUCGUAAACAAUUUACGUGCCGGUACCGGUAAUGAUAUCUUUUUAGCGGUUGAAUGUUGAAUGUGUUUGUUAUAGUCAUUGUGGAAUAGUCAGUUCGUUUGAAACCGUAGAAUGUAAACUGAAACCGUUUGCUGAAACUAACAACGAUACCGGUAUUCAUAUUUCAUCAGCAACUGGCACAGAUCCAACUCCAGUCUGGACGACACGGGGCCGGGGGCGACGGGGGUGCCAGACUCUGACUGUUGUGUUGCCUUGUUGGCUUGGCCCGGCCGCGUGGGCUGCAAUAAUAAUAAUUGAGAUCUAGAGAACUACAUACUACUCUACUGGCUAGCUUCAUUCAGAAAGCUCAGUUGACGCGAAAGUUAGCUGGAGUGGACCAUAGACUAUUAAAUGUUAUCCAUCUCUGGAGUGGACUGGACAUGUAGUACUAGUAAAAGUGGAGCAUUAAUUAGAUUAAGACUAAAGACAGGUCCAGUGUCAAGCCCAGCUGGAUGAUUGAUGAUACUGCAGCCUAGGCUGUCAAUUUUAUUUCUUCUAGAAUAUUCAAGACUUCAUUUGCCUGCCUAAAAUGUUUUCUUCAGAGAGUGAUCCUCAUAUGAGUUUUGAUAUUUCUUCGCAAGGGUUACCUGCCCUUAGUGGUGGAGACGACAAGGGAAAAGGAGAAUCAUCAGGUGGUCCAUUUCAAGGAUCUAGGUUCUCCAUGGAGGAGCUAAAAAGAAUGCAGGAGGUUUACAUGACUGAAGCAAAGAGAUUACAAGAAGAGGUCAAUGACCUAGAAGAUGACCUAGAAAGAGAAAACAUGGCUGCUCUGAGUAUACCAAGUUCAACUUUAUAUUUAGUUGGGGAUAUACUGAAAAUGAAAAAUGAAGGACAAGAAAUGCUUGGUAUGCAUGAUAUGCAGUCUAGUGUUAGUGGUGUCCAACUGACUGAUGCUACUACACAUGUAACAAGUAACAAUCCACAGCGUAUCAUCAGGUCACAAAGACUAGAAGGAAACUGCUCUGGUCUUAAGUUUAUUGCAUCUUUUCAAGUAGAGGAAACUGUGGUAAAACAAACUGCUGAAGAGCAAGCAAUAGCAGCAGAGGAGACAAGUUCUGAUAUGAAAAAGGCUGUCAUUCAAAAGCUUGACCUGGAAGUAGAUCCUUGUUGCUUGGGUGAAAUGAUGACCUUUCUAUCAGAAGCUGAGAAAGAGUGUGACCUUCAGCCAUUCCUAAGAGGGUAUGCAGAAUAUGCUAGAUGGUACCAACAUAGGGUUAAGAUCUUCUCACAUUUCAAGAACGAAUAUCCUGAGGUAGUUAGCCUACCUGAUGGUCUGGGUGGAACAGCUCUUCAAAUCAUGUGUCCUCAGCAGAGAGGAAUCAUCUACAAUAUAACAUGGAAUAUAAGUGUAGAAAGGAUGGGUAAAUGUACUCCUGAGGUCAGCUUAUCAAUCAGCUCAGUCAAAGAAGUCUCGAAGUUGGACACCAAGAAAACACUGAACAGAGCUCCGGAGGAAUUUAAGAAGAUGGUGGAUAUGCUUGGAGUAGAGAAAGCAUUGGAUAGUUUCUUGAAAGCUGUUGCUCUGAAGUGAAGUCAUUAAAGUUUAAUGAAUGCAGUUGGAAUGAUGCCCAGACAUUGUUAAUACUUAACUGAAAGAAAGGACUUUUGAAGUUUGAUGGACAUACUUAUGAUUGGCAAAGCAGAUAUAUUUUCAUCAAAUCCGGCUUGAACUUACGAAAUGCAUGGUAUUAUUCAAGGUAAAGUGCAACUUUGUCAACAUUUCAUCUCACAUUGCCUCAUGCUGGUAUGACACUUAGGGACAGUGAUUUUCCGCUAUCACGGAAAAUUGACGGAAUUCACGGAAUUGGCAUGUUGAAACGGAAAGUGGCUUUUCAAGCGGAAAAUAUAUUUUUUCUCAACAUGCAUGGAAUAUCAACAGAAAUUACUCCUGAAUCCUCAACAAAAUGCGAAUAUCAACUGGAAAAAACAAUAACAUGAUCUCACUUCGCUACAACAUUCAUGACAAUGCCCACAUCAUAACUGCAUUCGAGCCCCUCCAUCGCUCGAUCGUAUUGAAAUGAAAUUACACUUACGUCCGCAUAAAGGCAGAAACACGGCUGUGUGUUGCUGCCCUCUGUAUUCUGCCAUAAUCAUGAUCAUGGUAUAUUCAACAAACCCAAAAUGGCGCAAAAGUUGACUGCUCAAAACGAUGUCCAAAAAGUCCCCCAAAUCAGCGAUAAAUUCUCAUUUAACCAUAAAAUAAUGCUAAUAAUAUGAAAGAUGUGGAUGUAUUCAUGUUGAUUAGGUUUCUGUAAAUAGUUUUUGUACUUAAAACUCUUCAAUUAAAAUUGAUUUUAAAGCGUUGUUAGUACAGUGGCAGAUUCAACUUCUUAGCAGCUUGAGCAUUUUGACAUCGCUACUCAUUGCGUAUUGAUUUUCCAUGUAAACGGAAUUGUCACUUUUUCAUGUACACAACGUCUAUGGGGAAACAGAAUUUGAUAUUUUCUGAAAUGGAAAAUGCAAUUUUUAGAAACGGAAAAUCACUGUCCCUAGACACUUGCACAAUUUUGGUUGCAGCAUUGGCAUGAAUUGAUUGAUGAUACAGGGCAUUAAGUGAGUCAGUGAUUUGUAUCCUGACUAGUUUAAGUCACAACGUGCAUAGGCACGACAUGUUUGUGAAGUAUUAAUGAAUAGUUCACACAUUGUCUUAUCUCUCUUUGAUGAUUUGUGAAUUGCGAAGCUGCACAUGAGUAUGCCUUUUAGCUGAGACGUUAUAUGUAACCUGUUUGUGAGCUAUUUGCAAACAAUAUGUGAAUAGAACAUUCUGUCUUGAACUAGUUGUGACUCAGUGGUCAACUAGCCCAACAAAGUUGUGCACAAUUUACGGAUAGUUCACAGCAAUUGUCCCUAAAAUUUUGUCAUGUCAAACUUUUACAAAAUUGAAAAUUGAAGCAUGACACUUCAAUCUUUGCUCUGCACUUGACUGCAUACUUCACAACAUAGAAUGACGUGGCACAAAUAUUUGUAAACUAAUCAGUGUGUAGUGUCGUAGGAUUUCCCUAUUUCAUCUACACCUUGUUUGUCUAAUUAAUAAUUAGCCUAUUUAACAUAUAUUCCAUUUACUAUUCUGUCUUAUUGUCUAGUUAGGCUGUUCCAAUUGACCCCAUAUUCUGGUUUAACAAUACCAUGGUCUAACUCUAUU
Molecule: messenger RNA, 3204 nt
Organism: Lytechinus variegatus (green sea urchin)
Lineage: Eukaryota; Metazoa; Echinodermata; Echinoidea; Temnopleuroida; Toxopneustidae
Product: centromere protein P-like
Exons: 8
Coding region: 592-1593 (333 amino acids)
Biological process (GO): CENP-A containing chromatin assembly
Cellular component (GO): nucleus; chromosome, centromeric region
Source: RefSeq, a predicted model, not a curated record